Zootoca vivipara (common lizard) is the source of this 2692-nucleotide messenger RNA. It is a transcript of the gene SGMS1, whose product is annotated as sphingomyelin synthase 1. Gene Ontology annotation, biological process: sphingomyelin biosynthetic process; ceramide biosynthetic process. Lineage: Eukaryota; Metazoa; Chordata; Lepidosauria; Squamata; Lacertidae. Gene Ontology annotation, cellular component: endoplasmic reticulum membrane; Golgi membrane; plasma membrane. The record is from RefSeq and is a predicted model, not a curated record. Gene Ontology annotation, molecular function: sphingomyelin synthase activity; ceramide cholinephosphotransferase activity.
GCUGCUCGCCUGCCCGAUAGUCCCCUCCUCCUCCUCCGUCCGAGACCCCACGGGCCGCCGCCGCCGCACGCUCCCCGUGUUGCUGGCGGGCGAGGAGGCGAGGCAGCCCCGUCCAAAGAAGCCUCCUCCGUCCCGUCGCGAGCUAGCCCAGCCGGCGGAGAAGCGCGCCUGCCGCACAACCACAGCUGCUGCUUGCUGCUGCACGCCAGGCACUGGCAACCGGGAGCCUCCGGAGGGAAAGCGGCCCACGGAAGAGGAAGGUAGAAAGAGACGUUUGAAGCUAAGAAGAAGAAGAAGAAGAAGAAGAUUAAUCUCAGAUGAAAAAUUGCAUUAUGAUGGAGACAAAUGAAAGCCAAGACAGCAACAAAUUGAAAGGAUGGGUGACACUAUGACUUCAAGGAGCAAGAUAGAAAGGCAAAUGCAAAAUGAAGUGAACAUUCCUUUUACAUGCCACAUGUCAAUAUCUGUAUCAGGCGAUUUGAAGCUGUUGUGCAUCAACCUGCAAAACUGGUUUCUACUGAUCUUUAGACAGGAUGAGCGAGUCAAAGAGAGACUUCCUGUUAAGCAAAAAUAGUGACAACUGUCCUGUUUAAAAGUGAUUUUUAAGACUGCAGGCAAGUGUUUGGACGAAAUGAAAGAAAUCGCACUCUGGUCAUGCGAGGAAGUGGUCGAUUGGUUGUCAGAUGUUGUGCCAGAAUACUGUGAGCCAUUGAAGAAUUUCACUGGGCAGGACUUGGUGAACCUAACGAAGGAGGAUUUCAAGAAGCCCCCUUUGUCGCGUGUGUCUUCGGACAAUGGCCAACGUCUGCUGGACAUGAUAGAGACUUUGAAAAUGGAGCACCAUAUUGAGGUACACAAGAACGGGCAUGCCAACGGCCACUUGGUCAUCAGUACGGAGACCUCCACCAAUGAAAAUGGUUUCAGCAGCAAAAGCAAACCAAACGGGAUGCCAAAUGGGUACAGGAAGGAUAUGAUACAAAUCCACAUGCCAGAGCCGGAACGUUCUCAGUACCCCAUGGAAUGGGGGAAGACAUUUUUGGCUUUCUUUUAUGCACUUUGCUGUCUAGUCCUUACAACAGUGACAAUCUCCGUUGUCCAUGAACGAGUGCCUCCCAAGGAGGUGGAUCCGCCCCUACCAGACGCAUUUUUUGAUCACUUUAGUCGAGUUCAAUGGGCCUUUUCUAUCUGUGAAAUUAAUGGUUUGAUCCUUGUAGGACUCUGGGCAAUUCAGUGGCUGCUCUUAAAAUACAAGUCCAUUAUUGGCAGGCGAUUUUUUUGUAUAGUUGGCACACUGUACCUGUAUCGGUGUAUUACGAUGUAUGUUACGACCCUCCCGGUACCUGGCAUGCAUUUCAACUGUUCUCCAAAGCUCUUUGGAGACUGGGAAUCGCACAUGAGGAGGAUAAUGAAGAUGCUUGCUGGAGGCGGGCUGUCCAUCACAGGAUCACACGAUCUGUGUGGUGACUACUUGUUCAGCGGUCACACAGUUAUGCUAACACUUACAUACUUAUUUAUCAAAGAGUAUUCACCUCGGCGACUCUGGUGGUAUCAUUGGGUUUGUUGGACUCUCAGCUUAGUGGGGAUGUUCUGUAUCCUCUUGGCUCACGACCACUACACUGUGGAUGUGGUGGUGGCUUAUUACAUCACUACAAGACUUUUCUGGUGGUAUCACACAAUGGCCAACCAACAAGUGCUAAAAGAAGCUUCCCAGACCAACCUCCUUGCACGAGUGUGGUGGUAUAGACCCUUCCAGUACUUUGAAAAGAAUGUUCCGGGCAUCGUCCCACGCUCUUACCACUGGCCAUUUUCCUGGCAAGCUCUCCGACUGGGUAGACAGCCUAAGUACAGCAGAUUGGUGAAUGACACAUAACAGCUACAAAAAAGUAGUAGAAGAAGAGAUGGCAAAUGAACUGUCCCAAAGUGCUAAGAACUCCGCAAGAAGAGAUGCCAUAAAAACUGAACUGCUACCUUUCCUCUCUACCUUUUAACCAUUACCUUGACUGUAAUCUAGUCUCUUACCUGGUAAGCACUGUGAUCUUUUUCUCUCUCCAAAGGAUCUGCGAUGGACAACAAUAAGGAAACCGUAAAUUAUCAUGCACUGUAAUCAUUUCUUGUUAAUAGAUUUUGGAUUUGCAUUGCUCAUCACCAUGUUUCUUUGUAUAUGAUGCAGCAGCGUAAACAGAAAAAGAGGCUUUUAUAUCAUAAGUUCUGGUCUUUCCAGUCUCGUCUGGGAACAAAGCGUAUUAUUUUCUUGGGAAAACAUAAUUUUCAUAUCUCUUGCCCCAAAGAUUGGGCUGUAAGCCAUUUUCUAGCAAAUGUCUAUAUGAAGGUUUCUAAAUACCUGACUGGGAUAAUAAUAUACAGGAAUCUUUCUACCUGUUUCACUGAAGCUACUAAUGAUAGACACAGAAAGGUUUGGUAAACUUUGAUUUUGUAAAUCUGCAGUGACAGUGUCAAAAAGUGCAAAAAAAAAAAUUAUUCUGUUGUAAAGUGAUUUUUCUAAGUAUUUCCUAACUUUAUUUUUCAAAAUGCGUAAAAAUAAAAUCUAAAAAAGAUUUUUACAUGUCAAAGAAAAGAGUUAAAAUAAAAAAAUGCUUCUUGGGAGAGAGAUGUAUCUGUUUCUAGUGCCUUUCUUGUCUUGAUAGUAUGGUCAGUAGGCAGUCUAAAAGUUUUAAUUUAAAAUAAAGUAUUC